Molecule: messenger RNA, 1352 nt
Organism: Tachysurus fulvidraco (yellow catfish)
Lineage: Eukaryota; Metazoa; Chordata; Actinopteri; Siluriformes; Bagridae
Product: cystatin-like
Exons: 3
Coding region: 852-1241 (129 amino acids)
Molecular function (GO): cysteine-type endopeptidase inhibitor activity
Source: RefSeq, a predicted model, not a curated record
UUUAAAGAAAUCACUUGAACCACUGAAACUACCUUCUAACAUUAUAUAAUACACUAGAGACUCUUGAGGUGUUCUUCACCUCUUUUGAUCAUUUUUCUUGAUACUAUUUUAAUGGCAAUCAUUGUGAAGGUUGCUGCUUGAUAAACAUUUCACUUAUGAUAAAAUGGCACUGAUAAAAACAAAAAGGAAAGGACUUCAAAAUGUCAUUAAUUACUUUUAUCCUAAAAAACAAACAUUUUCUGUUCUUGUGUUUCUUAAAGUGGUAGAUAAACCUAUGGAACAUUAAAGGGCAGAUUUCAACAUAAGUUAAACCGAUUAUUGCAUAGUAAAUAUUUAAUUAAAUAUUACACUGGGUGGGAAAGUACUUCAAGUUAACAUGAAACUCCUGCUUAAGUCUUUCAUCACAAAAAGAAAGCUGCUCAAGGACUUAAAGGUCUGUUGAACGUGGGUCACAGAGCAGAAUACAUGGCAUCGUGAUACAUUUGAUUAAUACAGAGGUCUUGCAACAUGUCCUGCAUCUCACCCAGAACAUUAGAUAUUAAAAAUCAGCAGGUUUGAUAAAGAACUAGGUGUGUGCUUUUAACAGCUGAUAAUAGUGAUAUAGGAUUUUUUUUAAUAUAUCAUGUGUUCUACUUGCAGCAUUUAUCCCAUAGAUUAUGAAAAUUUAUCAAAUUUAAACAGAGCCUGGUAAACAUUUUGGCCUAAACACAAAAAACCUGAUGCAGGCACACACACGUCACACAGUUCUCCAGAAACACUCCUCCCACUACAAACAAUAUUUUCUUAUAAAUAUUCACAGAGUCCCAAGAGAACUGCACUUAUCACAGGGUUAAGCUCAAAGCUUCACAACCAUGUUUGUAAAAUUUGUAGCUACACUCUUGGCUGUCUUCUUAACCGUGGCAAAUGCUGGUCUUGAUGGAGCUCCGGAAAAUGCAGACAUAAACAGCCCAGAAGUCCAAAAUGCCCUGUCGUUUGCAGUCGCUCAGUAUAAUUCAGAGAGUGACAGCAUUUACAUCCAAAAAGUUGUUAAAGUGAUUAAGGCCCAGGUGCAGGUUGUUUCUGGUGUGAAUUACAUCUUCACUGUCGAGAUGGCUAAUACUUCCUGCAAGAAAGAGAAACCCGAAGAAACAUGUGCCAUCAAUUCAGACCCAGACUUGGCAAAAUCUCAUGAAUGCAAACUUACAGUGUGGAGUCAGCCUUGGAUGAUGGACAGCAUGAAGCUUAUUGAGAAUACCUGCUAAGAGAAAUCACAUCCUAUUCUGUGGUCCUAUGGCAAGAGAUUCAUUAACAAUUCUGCCUUAUUCAUCAACCUGUAUUUGGUGAUGCUAAUAAAAGAUUGAGUUGUGAAAUUA